UUUGGGUUGCUAUGUAAACAUCUCGUAAAGACAUGGCGGCCCCCUGCAAAAUGACCAGAAACUCUAGGUACUAUACGGGCGGAAUAAAGAAGCAGCUUCGCGAUGGUUAUGGACUUUAUGUUUAUGAAAACUCAUUUUUCCGCUAUGAAGGCCAAUGGAAAUCUGGCAAAAAACAUGGUCAUGGGAAGCUUUUAUUUAAAGAUGGAAGUUAUUAUGAAGGGGAGUUUGCGGAUGGUGAGAUUACUGGAAAUGGGUUACGUUACUGGUCAUCAUCUGGAAACAAAUAUUCUGGAGAAUUCCAAACUGGAGAGAUUCAUGGUCAUGGUGUAAUGCAAUACAAAGAUGGUGGAAGAUAUGAAGGAGAGUUUGUAUUUGGAAUAAAAGAAGGACAUGGUUUGCUGAUGGACAAAGAAGGACAAACAUACAGUGGAGCUUUUCACAAUAACAAGAAAUAUGGUGUAGGCCAGAUGAAAUUUAUGAAUGGUGAUCAUUAUGAGGGAGAUUGGAUUUUGGAUCAGAGACAGGGACAUGGAGUUCUUCAAUGCACUGAUGGAUCUAUUUAUGAGGGACAGUGGCGAAACGAUGUGUUCAACGGACAAGGAAUUAUGAUUCAUUGCUCAGGAGUAAUUUAUGAUGGACUGUGGAUCAAUGGUCAUCCUGCUGUUGCUGCCAAGAAGAUGGUUAUUAUAGGGGAAGACAUAAUUAAUUUUAUCCAAGGAUCACGUUCCACUGUUCACGUUCAGAUACAGACUGAAGAAGGGGAAACUGUGAAAAAUGAAAAUGGACGUGUCUUAAAAAUCAGUGCUGGGAUAAAAUACUCCCAGCCCAACAGAAGUCAGACUCUGAGCUUUUUAGAACUAAUAGAGGACUUAGAAGAAAAGCCUUUUCAGAGUCCUUUUGGCUAUGAAUGUAUUAACUAUCCUCUGACACAAACUGCAUCAAGGAGCCAACACCAGAAAGACACUAUCCCUUUUAAUAGCCAGUCUGGAUCUGCACCUUUUGGUGGAUCCCACCUUUUAGAGAACAGCAUAUCAGAACAUGGGUUUGUGGCUUCACAAGAAGCAGGAUUGGCACUUAAUUCUUCUGGUGAAUACCCGGAGAUCUCAGGAACCACAGAUGAAAUGUGUUUUCUACCUUCAAACGUGAGAGUAGAAGCAGGAUGUGCUAUAUUCAGCGAUAUUAUGCUUGGGCCACCAUCUGCCAAAUUCCAUUGCGAUGAGACAGACAAGAAUAAGGGGAAAAAGCCAAACGGCAAAAUAUCUGCUGAAAAAACUGAGAAAAUGACAGUCUCACAAGAAAAGAUUGAAGACAGCAGAUCAGAAACAUCAAUAAAGGAUCGCAAAGUCAAAAAAGACAACCAGUUACAGGACAGCAACAUUGUACGACCAGGGGAAUAUAUCAUCAUUGUUAAAGAUGUGACGAGUCCUCCAUUCUUGGGUUAUACACUCCCACCUGUAUUCAAGCGUGUCAGACUUCUGCAUGAAAAAUCCAAAAGCAAAACCAAUCAAAAAGAAGCCCCUAAAAUUCCUAGCUCUUGAAGAGCCUUUGGGGCAGCAAAUUUACACUUUAUGUUUUAUGUCUUAUUUUUUCUAGAAAUAAAAUUGUUUCACUGCA
Messenger RNA from Xenopus tropicalis (tropical clawed frog), 1614 nucleotides. RefSeq names its product MORN repeat containing 1 (gene morn1). Lineage: Eukaryota; Metazoa; Chordata; Amphibia; Anura; Pipidae. The transcript is spliced from 14 exons. The record is from RefSeq and is a predicted model, not a curated record. Bases 33 to 1538 code for a protein of 501 amino acids.